AUGAAAAAAUGGUGGAAUUGGGUCCUGGCUUUUGCUUUAGUGUGUUUGUUAUUUGUGGCGAUACCUCUUUCCUACACAGGAGGUAGGAGUAAAGAGGAAUUAAAACCAAUGUUCGAAGAAUACGUGAGAAAAUAUAAUAAAAGUUAUGUUAAUGAUUCCGCCGAAUAUGCUACAAGAUUUGAACAUUUCGUGGCCUCAGUUCAAGAAAUAGAUGAAUUGAACUCGGCAGCUAGAGGUCCAGAACAGUACCGUGCCAAAUAUGGCCUAACACAUUUGUCUGAUAUGUCCAAAUUGGAGUUUCAAGAGCUACAUUUGUCGGAUGAACAACCAAAUAGACGAUCACAUAGUCAUAAGCAAUCCUUUGUGCCUCAAUCAUACUACAAAGACGGAUAUGUCACUGAUGAUGAAAAAAGAGAUAUAGAUCCAAUAGUUAUACAUGAUAACAUUUACAUCAUCAUAAAGAAUAGAGCGGCAAGGGCUAUAGGUUCCUUACCAAUGCAAAUUGACUGGCGUACAAAGGGCGUCAUAGGACCAAUUAAAGACCAGGGCCUUUGCGGUGCCUGCUGGGCCUUCAGCACAGUAGGAGCUAUGGAAGCAAUGGCAGCUAUCAGCACUGGAAAGUUUCAACCGCUCAGUGUUCAGGAAGUAAUAGACUGCGCAGGAUUAGGGAACAGCGGUUGCGCUGGUGGCGACAUUUGCCUCCUUCUAGAUUGGCUGAUGAUGACAAAUUCAGUAGUGGAAACGGACAAAGAGUAUCCACUCAAGCUGACGAACGGCGUAUGUGUGAUGAACAAGAACGCGACCGGUGUACGAGUGAAGUCAUUCACAUGCGAUGACUUUGUUGGGACAGAGGACAAAAUAUUAAAAUCGAUAGCUACUCACGGGCCAGUGGCGGUAGCUGUGAAUGCUCUAACGUGGCAGAAUUACCUCGGCGGAGUCAUACAAUACCAUUGCAGUGGAACAGCGAAAGACCUCAACCACGCUGUAGAGCUGGUCGGCUACGACUUAACAGCAGAUGUACCGUACUACAUUGCUAAGAAUUCGUGGGGUCCUAGCUUUGGGCUAGAUGGUUAUAUCCACUUAGCGAUCGGCUCUAACAUAUGCGGACUUGCCAAUGAAGUCGCCUCCGUCGACGUCACGGUUUAA
Leptosia nina is the source of this 1146-nucleotide messenger RNA. The record is from the annotation of a GenBank genome assembly. Lineage: Eukaryota; Metazoa; Arthropoda; Insecta; Lepidoptera; Pieridae.